AUGCGCCCACAGCGGAGAAGCGGCCUCACCGAAGCGGCGACCACCUUGAUGCUCCGGCGUUUGCCAGAAGAUUGGGACGCCCAGAGGAUCGUGGAAUGGCUACGGGAGAACAGGCUCAAGCUCACCCAGAUUGAUUUUCUCUACGUUCCUUUCGAUAAGCGGGCAGACUGCAACAUCGAACUGGCUUUCAUCAACUUUGUGGAUCAUUCCGCCGCCAAAAAAGUCUACAACAUCAUCGUGAGGCAGAACAGGGACGGCAUCUGGAAUACCGUGGUCAGUGCUGGAAACAUCCAGGGGUUUGACUGGAAUCUAGCCUACUUCCUGGCACGUUUUGGCCAUCAGGGUGUUUGGGAAAAGGAUGCUCCACUCAUCUUCAGAGAUGGGUACCAGCUCGAG
Symbiodinium necroappetens is the source of this 396-nucleotide messenger RNA. The record is from the annotation of a GenBank genome assembly. Lineage: Eukaryota; Dinophyceae; Suessiales; Symbiodiniaceae.